This is a messenger RNA of Arabidopsis thaliana (thale cress), 1127 nucleotides long. RefSeq names its product E6-like protein. The transcript has a single exon. The record is from RefSeq and is marked reviewed. NCBI's taxonomy places the organism in Eukaryota, Viridiplantae, Streptophyta, Magnoliopsida, Brassicales, Brassicaceae. Bases 241 to 909 code for a protein of 222 amino acids.
GACCCACUUUAUGAAUUCUUUAUAACCUUUUCAAAUUUUAUUUUAAAUCACUCGCCGCGAAUGACGAAUGUCCCCUCCUCAAUCUUCGCAUGUUUGCUCGCCAUUUAACUACUUCUUUACUUAUCAUACCAAAAAAAAAACUACUUCUUAAUUCUAUUUAUACAUAAACUCACUCACACACCAAAAUCACAUCUCAAAUCCUAAAAUCUUUCACUCUCUCACAUUAUUCUCUCUUCAUUGAUGGCUUCUUUUGCUCUGAAACCCAUUUUUUGUUUCAUUGCUGUUUUUUGCUUCAUCGUCCACAAUGUUGAAGCUAGAGAGGGUAAGCUCUUCUUUAGCAAGUUCACUCACAUAGAUCGUCCUAACAACAAAGAUGUCGCUCUAUCUCCAGCUCCAGCUCCCGGACUAGCCCAAGCUAAUGGAAGACUCGGAAAUGGGUCUUUCGGGCCUGGUUCCGGUAUGAUUCCUCAAACCAAAGAGUCAUGGCCAAGUUCAUCCACUACAACAGACGAAGAGUUUGAGAAAUUGAUGGCUACAUUUGACGAAGAAAAGAAUACCAAGUUACCCGAGGCAUUCGAGGAAGAAGAAGAAUCUGAAGAUUCGGAAGAUCUCAAUGAGCCAAAGGAUAAGUACAACAACAACAACAACAAUAAUGGAUACACUUACACUACUAACAAUUAUAAUGACAAUGGGAGAGGUUACGGUAAUGAAGAAGAGAAGCAGGGGAUGAGUGACACAAGGGUUAUGGAGAACGGUAAGUAUUUCUACGACACAAGAGGUAGGAAUUCAGAAAACACCCCUAGUCGCGGGUAUGAGAAUGCUCGAGGAAAUGAUCAUACCAACGAGUUUGAAACUAUGGAGGAAUACUACAAGAGCUUGGAGGGUAGUCAAGAAGAGUAUGAGCCUUAGAAGGAAAUUGUAUUUGAGAAAACAAAACACUUUUUUGGAGCAAUUAAUUAUAUUGUGCAAUCUCCAUUUACUUGUCUUUUAUGAAAAGUGAAAGUAAAAACACUUUUAAGUUAUACAAAUCAAAGCUGUGAGUUAUAUUAUGUUUAUGCUAAAAUUUUUUAACGUUUAUCUUAAUCUCAAUUUAUGACCAUGAUUAAUACCAGCGACGAGUAUGUGUU